AUGACUUGGGUCUCUCACGCCACCCCCGAGGUCGACGCCAUCUCCCAGUGGCGCACCAUUGUCGCCGUCUGCAUCGUCCUCACCGUCGUCUCCUUUGCCGUCGUCGGCUUCCGCCUCUACCUGAGCAUCCGCGGCCGCGGCCUCAUGGGCGACGAUUACGUCGCCGCUGCCUCGUUUGUCCUCGCCCUCGUCUACUCGGUCCUCACCAUCAUCCAGACAAAAUACGGGCUCGGUCUGCCGCUCAAGCUGCGCUCCAAGGACAUCAGCGACGCGGCCACGUACAAAAAGGUCAACUUUGCCGGGCGGCCCGUCUACCAGUUCGGCGUCAGCCUCUUCAAGGUCGCCCUGCUCGUCAGCUACCUGCGCCUGCUGCAGGCCACGAGCAAGCGCAACUACCGCGUCCUCAUCUGGCUCGCCAUUGUCGCCGUGCUCAUCGGACACCUCGGCAGCGCGUUUGCCCUCAUCUUUGCCUGCAAGCCCGUCAACUUUUCGUGGGAGCUCAAGGUCAGCGACCCGCACCCGACCUGCGUCAACCUGUCGCAGACGUCGCUCAUCUACUCCCUCAUCACCAUCAUCUCGGAUGUGCUCGUCGCCGUGCUGCCCAUCCCCGUCCUCUUGACCCUCAAGAUCCCCAACGCCAAAAAGGCCGGUCUGGUCGGCGUCUUCCUGCUCGGUCUCUUUACUACUAUAUGUUCUGUGAUGCGUCUGAUUCAGCUCAACCGCAUCUCCUUUGGCGACGGCAACUCGACCAUGCUGGUCCUCUGGGGCGUCAUUGAGUUCAAUGUCGGUAACAUGGUCACCUCGCUGCCAUUCCUCGCCCCCGUCUUCAUAAAAAAGGCCAAGGAUUUGAGCUACAAGCGAUACAAGAGCAACAGUCGCGAAACCGAAGCGUCCAAAAAUUCACGAUUGUCGAGACAGCCGGGCGCAAGCAGAGACAUGUACCACUUGGAAGACGUCAAGAACCACUCCACCAACCACAAGAGCACCAUCGUCGGCUCCAGCCAGUCCUCGGGCAGCGCAGAGAACAUCCUCCCCAAACAAGGCAUUGUCAAGUCGAUCGAAUAUUCCGUGUCUGUAGGCAAGCCGCAGUCGGAGCCGCAAAAUACCCCCUGGCACGCAGUCUAA
Cordyceps militaris CM01 is the source of this 1125-nucleotide messenger RNA. RefSeq lists its product as uncharacterized. The coding region runs from base 1 to 1125 and encodes 374 amino acids. The record is from RefSeq and is a predicted model, not a curated record. The transcript has 2 exons. NCBI's taxonomy places the organism in Eukaryota, Fungi, Ascomycota, Sordariomycetes, Hypocreales, Cordycipitaceae.